Molecule: messenger RNA, 4049 nt
Organism: Serinus canaria (Common canary)
Lineage: Eukaryota; Metazoa; Chordata; Aves; Passeriformes; Fringillidae
Product: E3 ubiquitin-protein ligase RNF19B-like
Exons: 8
Coding region: 760-2298 (512 amino acids)
Biological process (GO): ubiquitin-dependent protein catabolic process; positive regulation of proteasomal ubiquitin-dependent protein catabolic process; protein polyubiquitination
Cellular component (GO): cytoplasm; ubiquitin ligase complex
Molecular function (GO): zinc ion binding; ubiquitin conjugating enzyme binding; ubiquitin protein ligase activity
Source: RefSeq, a predicted model, not a curated record
GUCUGUCGCUCCCCGGUCACCGCGGAAAUCCCGCCCCUGCCCUCCCGGGGAAGCGCCGUGUCCCUGUGUCCCCUAGGAAGCGCCGUGUCCCCUGGGCUAUGCAGAGCCACCCAGUGCCUGGUCCCAGGUGCUGGGACUCCUCAGCCUCACCUGAGGGUCGCUGGUUCUGGCCCGGGAGUGCUCUGUGGGACGUGGCAGUGCUGCUGAGAUGGGGAGCGCUUUGGGGUGGAGGGCGGAAAGGACCACGGGCAGGGAGUGUGGUGUGGCCAUGGAUUUGUGAGCUCCAAGCAAAGAGAAAUGGACAGAUUUACCCCACUGCAGGAAUCACCUGGCUCCCGGUCACGGAAUGAGCUGGGGUUUGGGUCCCUUGGCACGUGAGCUGCAGUGAAAAGUGUUUUAGCCCUGGGGAGGGAGUGGGUGUGAGUGUCACGCUGCCUGUGCCUGGGCUGGCUGUCACAGUGUUGCCACUCUCUUCCCCACGCUGGGUAUUUGGGAGCUCUGUGGUCCUGACCCGUCGUGCAGAUCUGAAGGGGCAGGAUGGGGCAGGCCACGCUCGGGGGCUGUCCCAGGGCGCAGGCUGGCUCUCAGGGGCUGUUCCUCUGCAGGCUGAGCGGCACCCGACUGCACCUGGGCAUGGCUCCGCUGCCACCUCUGGUGAGGCCCAGGUAGGAGCCGGGCCAUGGGGGCAGCACCCGGGCCAGCUCCUCCCCGCUGCCCUCCGUAGCUCAACAGCAGCCCUGGCCACCUCGGCGGGCCACCAUGGAGCAGCCCACGCGUGUGCCCGGGCCCCGCCGCCUUCUGGGCUGCUUCAGGAGGAAGCCACAGCCCGUCGGGGAGGAGACACCACCACAACCGGAGCCGGAGCCCGAGGAGACACGGGUGGUGCUGGCCCUGGGCGAGGGCCAGGCGCUGGAGGAGUGCCCCCUGUGCCUGCUGCCGCAGCCCCCCGAGGCCUUCCCCAGCCUGGGCUCCUGCUCGCACCGCUCCUGCCGGGGCUGCCUGCAGCAGUACCUGCGCCUGGCCGUCACCGAGAGCCGCGUGCCCGUGUCCUGCCCGCACUGCCCCGCCGCGCUCCAGCCCCACGACGUGCACCGGCUCCUCCCCGAGCCCGCCCUCCGCGACAAGUACGAGGAGUUCCUGCUGCGGCGGCUGCUGGUGGCGGAUCCCGGCACCCGCUGGUGCCCUGCACCUGACUGCAGCUACGCUGUCCUUGCCCAUGGCUGUGCCGAGUGUCCCCGCCUCACCUGUGGCCGUGAGGGCUGUGGCACCGAGUUCUGCUACCACUGCCGGCAGCCCUGGCACCCCGAGGGCCCCUGUGCACCAGUGCCACCGGCCCCCAGCCUGGCCACCCCCACAGCACAGCUGGAGGAGCCAGCCCACGCUGAGGCCGAGGACAUCAAGGUCUGUCCUCGCUGCAGCGCCUUCAUCAUGAAGAUCAACGAUGGCAGCUGCAACCGCAUGAACUGCACGGUCUGUGGCUGCCUCUUCUGCUGGCUCUGCCUGCAGGAGAUCUCUGACGUGCACUUUCUGAGCCCCUCGGGCUGCACCUUCUGGGGGAAGAGGCCGUGGUCCCGGACCCGGAGGAUCCUGUGGCAGCUGGGCAUGGUGCUGGGAGCACCCAUGGUCAUCUCCCUUGCUGCGGGUGUUGCUGUCCCUGUCAUCACCAUUGGGAUCCCCAUCUACAUGGGCAGGAAGGUGCUGGGCCAGAGCCGGCGAAGCAGCCUCUCCGGGUGCCAGCAGUGCCUCUCUGUCACCAGCAGCGUCCUCCUGUCUCUCUUUGUGUCCCCCAUCAUAACAGCUCUCACUGUGGGUGUCGGCGUGCCCCUGGUGCUCACCUACGUGUACGGGACCGUGGUGCUGUCGCUGUGCCGGAGCCGCUGGGGCUGCAGGGGCGGCCGCACGCCCGGCGACCUCGGCGUGGUGGAGCUGGACAACCUGGCCAAGCUGAACGAGCUGUGGUCCGUGCUGCCCAGCCCCAGAGCGGCUGAGGACGGAGCUCCGGACGCCACCGCCUCCCUCCCCAGCAGCAGUCGCAGCCCGCGCCCGGCGCCGGCCUGGCCGGAACGGGACAGCCAGUCAGCCAGCACGGUGGCCCUCGCUGGGAGCAUGCUGAGUGAGGGCCAGGACACCUCUGACAGGGAAGGUGUCACCAUCGAGGUGGAGGUGUCAGUGGAAGCGGUGCCACGUUCUGCCCGGCAGCAGAGCCUCAGCAGUGCCCUGUCUGGGCAGAGCCUCUCUGGGGACUCCCUGGGAGCCACCAGUGACAGGGGCAGCUCUGUCAGUGUCCCUGUGGAGUGAUGGGGGCCUGAGGGGGAGAGUCUUGAUCCACACACAGGCUCUGUGCCCUCCUGUGGCAGAGCCAGUCCCUCUCUGCCAGCACACCCAGCCCUGGGAGCUGGUCCUGGGUGGGUGCCAGCUGCACCCAGCACUGCUGCACCCUGCACUAGCCCCGUCCGCCCCUUUCCCAGAGGCACCACUAGGAAAUAAAGCUGCUCUGCUUUCUUUUCACUAGGAAAUAAAAGCUGCUCUGUCUCCUGUGGCAAAACUCUCCAGACAGCACAGCCCCCUGGCAGCCCACUGGUGUGCACGAUAGGCAUCACAUCUGACCUGUGUGAGGAGGAGGCUGCCCAGGUGAUGCUCGGGUUAUCUGGAGUGCCCUCUGCCCUGCCUGUACCAGCUGAUCUGCCCUGAGAGCAGGCUGCAGGGUUAGGGGAGGGCAGCAGCUCCCCAGCUCCCACCUCUGGUGCUGGUCCCCUCAGGGAUCCAUCCUGCAGCAAGGCCAGUGUGGAGGGAGCACCAUGGGCUGUAGGGGACCUAUUGCCAGGCGGGUUGCAUAGUCUCAGGCCCUGGGAUCCUUGCCACUCUGCCUCCACUACAGCAUCCUGGGGAAAAAAGCUGCUUCCGAAUGUUUUGCUGCUCCCGAAUGUUUUUCUGCUCAGAGGUGGGCAGUCACAGAAUGAGUAGAGGAUCUGGGUUGGAAGGGAACUUAAAGCUCCUUGCUGUCCCUUGCCAUGGGCAGGGACAUCUUCCUGGAGCCAAGUUGCUCCAGGCCUUGUCCAACCUGGCCUUGAACACUUCCAGGGAUGGGGCAGCCACAGCUUCUCUGGGCAACCUGUGCCAGGGCCUCACUAGGGAAGGAUUUCUUCCCAAUAUUCCAUUUAACCCUGCCCUCUGGCAAUGGGAAGCCAUUUCCCCUUGCCUGUCCCUCCAGGCCCUUGUCCAAUGUCCCUCCAGCUUUCUUGGAGCCCCUUCAGGCACUGUGACUCUAAGGUCUCCCUGGAUCCUUCUCCAGACUGAACAUCCCCAGCUGUCCCAGCCUGUCUCCAUAGGAGGUGAGGUUUGUGAGUUGGCUCACCUGCAGAGCUUCCUCCAGCUGCUCAGGGAUUCCCACGUGAUGGGGUUGUGCCUUUGGCAGUGUCUUGCACUAUAGAUCUUCCUGUUUUGAAGAUGAGCUCCACUCUUCUGGUCCUGGGCUGUUGUCUUGGCUUCUGCAGUUCGGUCUGUCCCUCACCAGCCCAGGUGCUGCCUCUCCUGGCACCUUUGACCCCUUCCCUGGCAGCCCCCAGCCCCAGCUCCCCACCGUGCCUGGUGCUCUGCAGUGAGGUGUCCAGUGCUGAACUGCUCUGGUGUCUGCAGUGUCCAGGCUGGGCUCCUGAGGCCCUGUGUGAGUCUGGUGCUCCAGAGCCUCACACACCCCAGUGCUGCAGCUGGAUUUGCUGCUCAGGCCCUUUCCAUGUUCCCCUGGAAUGGGGCUGCCUGAGGAGACCUCUCAGAAAGACUUUUUUCCUUUGCAAAAGUGGGUUUGUUCUUAGCACAGCUUCCACUUGCUGCCAGGUGGGUUUGUCUCAGGAUCACUCUUAGAAGGGGCUGCUCAGUACCUCACACUUCCUCCCUGCUGUCAACAUCCUGGUCAAGGGUACUCCAGAUUUUGAAUAAACAAUGAAUAGUCACAGGGACAAGCAGUCCUAAAGUAUUAGUUAUUUCUGCCAUCCCUGAGAACCUGAGCUGAGACAACUUUGCUUGGUGACAUUAAAACCAGUUUGCCUCAA